GACAAGUGUCCAGCCCACUCUAAUUUUCCAUUCCUUCGUUCCACUCAAAAACGUUUUUCCUCUGUAAAAUACCCAACAACUCCAUUUCCUCUCUAAGAUACCUGUUUGUUCUGAUUAAGUGCAAUUGAAUCUCAGCGUGGCUAGGAAUACGAAGGCAAUCUUUUUCUGAUGGAGCCAUCAACGUGCUAUUAUUGCAAUUUUUGACAAGAAGAAAGUAAGUGAAUCCGAAUAUUGAGCUGCUUUCGGAACCAAGAAAUGAACUUUGGGAGACUGAAGAAUGUGGUAGCUGCUGCAGCCAUUGAAGGUGCGGCCGAGGCAAGGGCCAGGAUAUUUGGCCAUGUACUUAAUCCAACUGGUCAGAGAUCUCCUCACAAGGUUUUACGGAAGAAGCUGAUUGGUGAAAAGGUGUCACAAUGGUACCCACAUGAUAUCAUGAAAGACGAUCCUCUUGUGAUGGCACGUCAAGAGCAAGAGCGCCUGAGCAAGCUUGAAAUGUUGAAACGUCGUGGCAAGGGGCCCCCUAAGAAGGGCCAGGGCAAGCAGGCUAAGAAACGCAACAAAUAGAGAUGAUUAUACUUUCACUGGUUUGAAAUAAAGGGGUAUCUAUGAUUACCAUUUGCAAUUUGAUCGCUAACUUUAUCAUCAGCCACCUGCUUUCAGGAGAGCAUCCGCAUACUCUUUUACAAUUAUUUCCAUAUAGUGUUUUUGCACGCUUGU
Molecule: messenger RNA, 717 nt
Organism: Lycium ferocissimum
Lineage: Eukaryota; Viridiplantae; Streptophyta; Magnoliopsida; Solanales; Solanaceae
Exons: 3
Coding region: 256-564 (102 amino acids)
Cellular component (GO): mitochondrion
Source: RefSeq, a predicted model, not a curated record